CUAAUGUGACGGCUUUUCCAACGAAACCAAAAUGUUCGUUUUACACUUAUGGCUGCUCCCAGUUACAGCGAAACUCUGCCUGAAGAUGCUCAUUCCCAAGGAGAACCGUAAAGCUAUUCACCAAGCUCUUUUCCAACAAGGCGUCCUCGUCGCUAAGAAGGACUUCAACCUUCCUAAGCACCCUGAGGUUGGUGUCCCCAACUUGCAGGUGAUCAAGGCUUGCCAAUCCUUGGACUCUCGUGGUUAUGUCAAGACCCGCUACAACUGGAGCUGGUACUACUACACCUUGACCAACGAGGGUGUUGAGUAUCUCCGUGAAUGGUUGCACCUUCCCGCUGAGGUUGUUCCUGCUACUCACAAGCGUCAAGUCCGCCCAGCUGCUCCCCGCGCUGUCCGCUCUGAGCAACGUGAGCAACGUGCUGAUGCUGGUUACCGCCGUGCUGAGAAGAAGGACGGUGAGGCUGCUCCCGCUGGCUUCGCUCCUUCCUUCCGUGGUGGUUUCGGCCGUGCCUAAAUGAAAAAUAAAAUCUGUUCGUAAUGGAAGGAUUCACACAUUUGGAAGCUUUGUAUUCCUCAAACACCGCAUCUGUUCAUAGGCAAUGUUAACACGCAAG
Messenger RNA from Schizosaccharomyces japonicus yFS275, 614 nucleotides. Its product is annotated as 40S ribosomal protein S10. The record is from RefSeq and is a predicted model, not a curated record. The coding region runs from base 86 to 514 and encodes 142 amino acids. Gene Ontology annotation, cellular component: cytoplasm. The transcript has 2 exons. NCBI's taxonomy places the organism in Eukaryota, Fungi, Ascomycota, Schizosaccharomycetes, Schizosaccharomycetales, Schizosaccharomycetaceae.